CUCCUCAGUAAUUUGAGGUGGAACAAGCUGCAAGAUGCCAUUCCUCCUGAAAUUGGUGAACUAAAGCAGCUAACUCAUCUCUACCUGAGUUUUAAUAAUUUCAAAGGUGAAAUCCCAAAAGAGCUUGCAAAUCUUCCAGAACUCCGUUAUCUCCAACUUCAUGAAAAUCGUUUGACAGGGAGAAUUCCACCUGAAUUGGGAAAUUUGCAAAAUCUGCGAUACUUGGAUGUUGGAAACAAUCAUUUGGUUGGGACUAUAAGGGAACUCGUACAUAUUGAAGGAUGCUUCCCAGCUCUACGUAACCUGUAUCUUAACAACAAUUAUUUUACUGGAGGCAUUCCAGCACAGCUUGCAAAU
Molecule: messenger RNA, 357 nt
Organism: Olea europaea var. sylvestris
Lineage: Eukaryota; Viridiplantae; Streptophyta; Magnoliopsida; Lamiales; Oleaceae
Product: leucine-rich repeat protein 2-like
Exons: 4
Molecular function (GO): protein binding
Source: RefSeq, a predicted model, not a curated record